This is a messenger RNA of Trichophyton verrucosum HKI 0517, 1020 nucleotides long. RefSeq lists its product as uncharacterized. Lineage: Eukaryota; Fungi; Ascomycota; Eurotiomycetes; Onygenales; Arthrodermataceae. The coding region runs from base 1 to 1020 and encodes 339 amino acids. Gene Ontology annotation, biological process: negative regulation of protein kinase activity; eisosome assembly; endocytosis. The transcript is spliced from 2 exons. The record is from RefSeq and is a predicted model, not a curated record. Gene Ontology annotation, cellular component: plasma membrane; eisosome filament. Gene Ontology annotation, molecular function: lipid binding.
AUGUACUAUUCUUUAGGCCAUGCUUUUCGCAAAACAGCCGCCGGCAGCUUUGGCCCUGACCUCGCCAAAAAGCUCUCACAACUUGUGAAGAUGGAGAAAAACGUUAUGCGCAGUAUGGAAUUGGUCGGCAGAGAGCGAAUGGAUGUUGCACAACAACUAUCUCUGUGGGGGGAAGGCUGUGAUGACGAUGUUUCUGAUAUCACUGAUAAGCUUGGUGUCCUAAUAUAUGAAAUUGGCGAGCUGGAAGACCAAUUCAUCGAUCGGUACGACCAAUAUCGGGUGACAAUCAAGAGUAUCCGUAAUAUUGAAGCUUCCGUUCAACCCAGCAGAGACCGUGAGUCUAUGAUUACUCUGCUUUCAGUCACACAUCAUCUUACUAACUUCACACUAGGCAAACAAAAGAUCACUGAUCAGAUUGCGCAGCUUAAAUACAAGGAUCCUAACUCACCACGCCUGGUCGUAUUAGAGCAAGAGCUUGUCCGAGCUGAAGCAGAAUCUCUUGUUGCUGAAGCACAACUUUCAAAUAUUACCCGCGAAAAAGUCAAGGCUGCCUUCAACUACCAGUUUGACGCAUUGAGGGAGCACUGUGAGAAAUUAGCAAUUAUUGCAGGCUACGGAAAGCACCUUGUUGAACUGAUUGAUGACACACCCGUUACCCCUGGCGAAACAAGGGCAGCUUAUGACGGAUAUGAUGCUAGCAAAGCUAUAAUCCAGGACUGUGAGGACGCAUUGACAAAUUGGGUCUCGUCCAGCGCGGCAGUUCACUCAAAGCUUUCCACACGAUCUCGAACUUUAUCCCAACGAAGGCGGAAUAACAUUUCAAAAGCUCGUGCUGAUGGAGGAGGCAUGGGCAGCCAUGAACAGUCAAUGCGUGGAGAUCGUGACUCUUGGGUGCCAGCGGAGCAACACCCUAAUUAUACCCCGUCACAAGCAGAGGACGAUGAUAUCUAUGAAGAUGAUGAGGUUGUCCAGAAUGGUGAUGCAGUGAGAGAGGAGGAGAGAGCACAAGUUGCUGCGUAA